This is a messenger RNA of Brenthis ino (lesser marbled fritillary), 204 nucleotides long. The record is from the annotation of a GenBank genome assembly. NCBI's taxonomy places the organism in Eukaryota, Metazoa, Arthropoda, Insecta, Lepidoptera, Nymphalidae.
AUGAGGAUAUCUUCUUUACCAAUUUCGGUCACGGCUGCUAAUCGCAAUGACAUUAGUCCACUGCGCCGAGGAUAUUAUAGUACACUUAUGCGCGCCAACACAAGUGCAGUCUCUAUUCCUAUCAAUCUCUUACUACGGUGGAACCGCGAUGAGAGAUCAGGCGAAGGACCGAAGGCUUCAAGUGCUCUUCGAAGCUCAGGAACA